Messenger RNA from Mytilus trossulus (common blue mussel), 1251 nucleotides. Its product is annotated as voltage-gated potassium channel subunit beta-2-like. The record is from RefSeq and is a predicted model, not a curated record. The transcript has 11 exons. Lineage: Eukaryota; Metazoa; Mollusca; Bivalvia; Mytilida; Mytilidae. Gene Ontology annotation, biological process: potassium ion transport; regulation of potassium ion transmembrane transport. Gene Ontology annotation, cellular component: voltage-gated potassium channel complex; cytoplasm. The coding region runs from base 1 to 879 and encodes 292 amino acids. Gene Ontology annotation, molecular function: voltage-gated potassium channel activity; potassium channel regulator activity; transmembrane transporter binding.
AUGAAGAAAUAUCGGUGCAGAAACCCUGUUGGGAAAAAUUCUGAAAAAGAAAACAUUUUCAAGUCAAGACGGUCAAGUUAUAUUAUAUCAUCAAAACUAUACUGGGGCGGAAAAGCAGAAACAGAAAAGGGCUUGUCAAGAAAGCAUAUUAUUGAAGGUUUAAAGUGUUCGUUAGAAAGACUUCAGUUAGAUUAUGUAGAUAUAGUAUUUGCAAAUAGACCAGACUCACACACUCCAAUGGAAGAAAUUGUUCGGGCUUUCACAUAUGUUAUAAACCAAGGUUGGCCAAUGUACUGGGGUACAUCACGUUGGUCGCCCACAGAGAUAAUGGAGGCCUAUUCUGUAGCUCGACAAUUUAACCAGAUCCCUCCAAUAGCUGAGCAAGCUGAAUACCACUUACUACAGAGAGAGAAGGUAGAACUACAAAUGCCAGAACUCUAUCAGAAAAUAGGUGUUGGUACGAUAACCUGGUCACCAUUAGCAGGUGGUAUACUGACAGGGAAGUAUGAUGAUGGUGUGCCUAUCUAUUCUAGAGCAGCUUUGAAGGGUUAUUCAUGGUUUAAAGACAAAAUUCUGGGUGAGGAGGGAAGAAGGCAACAGGCCAGGUUAAGAGAGGCAGCCAUCAUAGCAGACAGAUUAGGGUGUUCUAUGUCACAGUUAGCAUUAGCUUGGGUAUUGAAAAAUGAAAAUGUACAGUGUGUACUACUAGGAGCUUCUACCGUAGAUCAACUUUAUCUUAACAUUCAGGCUUUACAGUAUGUACCUAAAUUGUCAGGAAGUAUUAUGCAAGAGUUAGACAAGAUUUUAGGGAACUCACCAAAAGUGAAGAAAGAAAGUAAUAUGAGAAACUGGUUACAAAGGUCAACAAGCAAGCCUUAACUUCCCCAUAUAAAUAGGUAACCAUUAUAACUGAAUAUACUAAACAUGAUGUAUCUCUGAAAGAACAAAAGAUUGCAAAAUACGCAAAAAAGUUUGGAAUUUUGAUGAUGACUUAAUCAUUAGUUUACCACAGAACUCUAUUGCAUCUUCUGUAUUACCUGAAUAAUAAGUCAUUUAGAUUUAGACUUUUUUUUCGUACAUUCCAUUUUAAGACAAUGCAAGAAAUAGAACUUUAAUGGAAACAGGAAUUAAUAAGAUGAUUGCUUUGACACAAGGAGGAAGAAUUCUCGGCACCACAUCAGUUGUAUUGAAAUGAUAUUGUACAAUGUGUACUCAAAGGCAACUGAUUCAUUUAUUUGGGUUUCACAUUUG